GCAAGAGCUUGGCGGCGUAUCCGCGACUAAAAAAUAACUUCCCCCUCCCCAACCAGACUCCCCUCCCAGCUGAGCUGAGCCGAGCCUAGAGCUCGGCUCGGGCCAGCCCGGAGGGAAUUGCUGCUGGGAGCCCCAGGCAAGAGGUGCAGGGGAAGCUCACCUGCUGCUCCCUGCAGUGCUUUCCUUCCCGGUCCCGCCCCUACCUUUCCCCGAAGACCCCUUCCUCACCUCCCUUUUGCUGCACGCUUGCCCCCCAGAAGUAACUUUUGUGCUCUCACCUCGCCUCUGGGUCCUCUUUACCGGAGGCUGCGCCGAGUCGGUGCCCCAGCACAGGAGCUGCUAGGAGCACUGGCUGCUUUUCACCAGAGUACCACUUUGCUCCUGGGCUUGGUUUGCAUCACUCGCAUCACACCCUAGGUUUCGAGGAACCUGCUUGUCUUCCUCUCAGGCGACCAUUCCCUCUCCCCUUUAUCCUCUCUUGUUAGAUCUCUUUCCUUUAUUCCCAACCCCAUCCCUUCUCUCUUUCUCUCUCUUUUUUUUUUUCCUUUUCCUUUAAUUUUCUUUUUUCCCCUUUCCCUGGGGAAGAAUGGUUGACUUGGAGAGCGAGGUCCCCCCUCUGCCCCCAAGAUACAGAUUUCGGGAUUUGCUGCUAGGGGACCAAGGGUGGCAAAACGACGACAGAGUACAAGUUGAAUUCUACAUGAAUGAAAACACAUUUAAAGAGAGGUUAAAAUUAUUUUUCAUCAAAAAUCAGCGAUCAAGUCUAAGAAUACGCUUGUUCAAUUUUUCUCUGAAAGUAUUAAGCUGCUUAUUAUAUAUAAUUCGAGUGCUUCUGGAUCCUCCACCACAAGGAAAUAAAUGGUAUCAUAUCUUUUGGGUGACGAGAUGUCUACCAUUAUGGGGCUUACAGGUUUCAGUGGCCUUGAUAAGUCUCUUUGAAACAGUGUUACUAGGUUAUCUAAGUUAUAAGGGAAAUAUUUGGGAGCAGAUUUUACGCAUACCUUUCAUCCUGGAAAUCAUUAAUGCUGUCCCCUUCAUCAUCUCAAUAUUCUGGCCUUCCUUAAGAAACUUAUUUAUCCCCGUCUUUCUAAAUUGUUGGCUUGCCAAACAUGCUUUGGAAAAUAUGAUUAAUGAUCUUCAUAGAGCCAUUCAGCGGACCCAAUCGGCAAUGUUUAAUCAAGUUUUGAUUUUAAUAUCCACAUUACUUUGUCUUAUCUUCACCUGUAUUUGUGGAAUUCAGCAUCUUGAGCGAGCAGGGAAGAAAUUGACUCUCUUUGACUCCCUUUAUUUCUGCAUUGUGACUUUUUCUACUGUGGGCUUUGGGGACGUCACACCUGAGACAGCACUGUCAAAACUUUUCGUCGUCAUUAUGAUAUGUGUUGCUCUUGUAGUCUUACCCAUACAGUUUGAACAGCUGGCCUUUUUGUGGAUGGAGAGACAGAAGUCUGGUGGAAACUAUAGCCGUCAUAGAGCUCAAACGGAAAAACAUGUUGUCCUGUGUGUUAGCUCCCUGAAGAUUGACUUACUUAUGGAUUUUUUAAAUGAGUUCUAUGCUCAUCCAAGACUACAGGAUUAUUAUGUAGUAAUUUUAUGUCCAACUGAAAUAGAUGUUCAGGUUCGAAGAGUCCUUCAGAUUCCAAUGUGGUCCCAAAGGGUUAUCUACUUACAAGGUUCAGCCCUGAAAGAUCAGGAUCUAUUGAGAGCCAAAAUGGAUGAUGCUGAGGCUUGUUUCAUCCUAAGUAGUCGGUGUGAAGUUGACCGGACUUCAUCUGAUCAUCAAACAAUUCUGAGAGCAUGGGCAGUUAAAGAUUUUGCUCCAAAUUGUCCUUUGUAUGUCCAGAUACUGAAGCCUGAAAAUAAGUUCCACAUCAAAUUUGCUGAUCAUGUUGUUUGCGAAGAGGAGUUCAAGUAUGCCAUGUUAGCUUUAAACUGCAUAUGCCCAGCAACUUCUACCCUUAUUACACUAUUGGUCCAUACUUCCAGAGGACAAGAAGGCCAGCAGUCACCUGAACAGUGGCAGAAGAUGUAUGGAAGAUGCUCUGGUAAUGAAGUGUACCACAUUAUCAUGGAAGAAAGUACAUUUUUUGCUGAAUAUGAGGGAAAGAGUUUCACAUAUGCCUCUUUCCAUGCCCACAAAAAGUUUGGCGUCUGUUUGAUUGGUGUUAGGAGGGAAGAUAAUAAAAACAUUUUGCUAAAUCCAGGUCCACGUUACAUUAUGAAUGCUACAGAUACAUGCUUUUAUAUUAAUAUCACCAAAGAAGAAAACUCAGCAUUUAAGAAUCAAGACCAGCUAAGACGAAAUAAUGCAUCAAGGUCAUUUUAUCAUGGACCUUCUAGAUUACCAGUACAUAGUAUAAUUGCCAGCAUGGGCACCGUGGCUAUUGACUUACAAGAUACAAGUUGUAGAUCUGCAAGUGGCCCUAAUUUGGCUCUGCCUCCAGAAGGGAGCAAAGAAACCAGAAGACCUAGUAUUGCUCCUGUUUUGGAGGUUGCAGACACAUCAUCAAUUCAAACAUGUGACCUUCUAAGUGAUCAAUCUGAAGAUGAAACAACACCAGAUGAAAACAUUUCUUCUAAUUUAGAGUAUGCUAAAGGUUACCCCCCUUAUUCUCCAUAUAUAGGAAGUUCUCCCACUUUUUGUCAUCUCCUUCAUGAAAAAAUUCCAGUUUGCUGUCUAAGAUUAGACAAGAGUUGCCAACAUAACUAUUAUGAGGAUGCAAAAGCUUAUGGAUUCAAAAAUAAACUAAUUAUUGUUGCAGCUGAAACUGCUGGAAAUGGAUUGUAUAACUUUAUUGUUCCUCUCAGGGCAUAUUAUAGACCAAAGAAAGAACUUAAUCCCAUAGUCUUACUAUUGGAUAAUCCGCCAGAUAUGCAUUUUCUGGAUGCCAUCUGUUGGUUUCCAAUGGUUUACUACAUGGUGGGCUCUAUUGACAACUUAGAUGACUUGCUUAGGUGUGGAGUAACAUUUGCUGCCAACAUGGUGGUUGUGGAUAAAGAGAGUACUAUGAGUGCUGAGGAAGACUACAUGGCAGAUGCCAAAACUAUUGUAAAUGUGCAAACCCUCUUCAGGUUAUUUUCAAGUUUAAGUAUUAUCACGGAACUCACUCACCCAGCCAAUAUGAGAUUUAUGCAAUUCCGAGCCAAAGACUGUUACUCUCUUGCUCUUUCCAAACUGGAAAAGAAAGAACGGGAGAGAGGUUCUAAUUUGGCAUUUAUGUUUCGACUGCCUUUUGCUGCUGGGAGAGUUUUCAGCAUCAGUAUGUUGGACACACUUUUGUAUCAGUCAUUUGUGAAGGAUUAUAUGAUUUCUAUCACCAGACUUCUGUUGGGAUUGGAUACUACACCGGGAUCAGGAUUUCUUUGUUCUAUGAAAAUCACAGAGGAUGAUCUAUGGAUCAGAACAUAUGCCAGGCUUUAUCAGAAGCUAUGUUCUUCUACAGGUGAUAUCCCCAUUGGAAUCUACAGGACCGAAUCACAAAAACUUAGAACAUCUGAGUCACAAAUAUCAAUCAGUGUAGAAGACUGGGAAGACACCAAAGAUACCAAAGAACAAAGUCAUCACCGCAACAACCAUCGCAAUUCAACUUCUAGUGAUCAAUCAGACCAUCCUUUGCUUAGGCGAAAGAGCAUGCAGUGGGCACGUAGGCUCAGUAGAAAAGUUCCAAAGCACUCUGGUAAAACAGCGGAAAAAAUAAACCAACAGCGACUGAACCUGUAUAGGAGAUCAGAAAGACAGGAGCUUGCUGAACUGGUGAAAAACAGAAUGAAGCACCUAGGUCUCACUACAGUGGGAUAUGAUGAAAUGAAUGAUCAUCAAGGCACGCUUUCAUACAUCUUGAUUAAUCCUUCUCCUGAUACAAGACUGGAGGUUAAUGAUGUUGUGUAUUUAAUUCGACCAGAUCCUUUGGCAUACCUUCCGAAUACUGCACCCAGCCGAAAAAGUAGCAUCUGUAAUACCACUGGAGCUGACACCCGAGAAGAAACACAGCUUUGAUACAAUUUAAUAAUAAUAAUUAAAAAACUAUUUUUUUCUA
This is a messenger RNA of Sarcophilus harrisii (Tasmanian devil), 4034 nucleotides long. RefSeq names its product potassium sodium-activated channel subfamily T member 2 (gene KCNT2). Gene Ontology annotation, biological process: potassium ion transport. The transcript has 28 exons. Bases 587 to 3994 code for a protein of 1135 amino acids. The record is from RefSeq and is a predicted model, not a curated record. Gene Ontology annotation, molecular function: intracellular sodium-activated potassium channel activity. Lineage: Eukaryota; Metazoa; Chordata; Mammalia; Dasyuromorphia; Dasyuridae. Gene Ontology annotation, cellular component: membrane.